UUAGGGGGUACUGUGUAGGAGGGGCAGGUUUAGGGGGUACUGUAGGAGAGGCAGGUUUAGGGGGUACUGUGGAGAAGAGGGGCAGGUUUAGGGGGUACUGUGGAGAAGAGGGGCAGGUUUAGGGGGCACUGUGGAGAAGAAGGGCAGGUUUAGGGGGCACUGUGGAGAAGAGGGGCAGGUUUAGGGGGCACUGUGGAGAAGAGGGGCAGGUUUAGGGGGCACUGUGGAGAAGAGGGGCAGGUUUAGGGGGCACUGUGGAGAAGGGGCAGGUUUAGGGGGCACUGUGGAGAAGAGGGGCAGGUUUAGGGGGCACUGUGGAGAAGAGGGGCAGGUUUAGGGGGCACAGUAUAGAAGAGGGGCAGCUUUGGGGUGCUGGGGCACAAUGCAUUCCGUUAGGGGGUUCCUCGCUGUGAUGAUUUUUGCCUCAGUGGCAUCCGGUUUGCCAGUCCCAGACAAGUUACUUGCCCCCCCCACACUGCACUCCUACUUGCACCAGCUGGGGGCAGGCUAUGGGUGGCGCAAUCUCACCUGCCCCAUCUGCAAAGUGUUGUUCGCUGCCCUGGAUAUCAGCCUGGAGGUAGACAGUAACAAGGAGAUGGUGGCCUCGCUGGCAGAGCGGGUGUGCAUGGCGCUGCGGCUGGCAGAGCCCAGUGUGUGCCAACAGACCAUUCAGCUCUUUAAGAAGGAUAUCAUCACGGCGUGGGUCCUGUCGGUUCUGCGCCCGUCGGAGAUCUGCGGCUUAUUGGUUGGCGCUGACUGUGGGGUGUGGGACAUUGGCUCAAACUGGAACAUUUCUUUGCCCAAUAAGCCCAAACCCCCAGUGGUUCCGCCCGUGCCCCCCACGCCUGGCUCUCCUGUGUCCAGAGUCCUUUUCCUAACGGAUCUGCACUGGGACCGGCAGUACCUGCCCGGGAGUUCUGCCAGCUGCCAGGAGCCUCUGUGCUGCCGGAUGCCCCCAGCUCAUAACCAGAGCGGGGCAGGGUACUGGGGCACCUACAGUAAGUGUGACUUACCCCUACACACCAUUGAGUCCCUGCUGCGCCAAGUCUCUGCCCAGGGGCCCUACCAGGCGGUGUAUUGGACUGGCGACAUCCCCGCCCACAACGUGUGGCAGCAAACACGCGCCGACCAACUGGACGCUCUAAGGACCCUCACUGGUCUCAUCCGCAAGUACCUGGGCGCUGUGCCCGUGUACCCGGCUGUGGGCAACCACGAGAGCACCCCCGUCAACAGCUUCCCACCUCCUUAUGUGCAAGGGAACCUGUCCUCCCAUUGGCUGUAUCACAGCAUGGCACAGGAGUGGCACCACUGGCUGCCCCAGUCUGCCCUCAGCACUCUCAGGACUGCGGGGUUCUACACUGUGCCAAUUGGCCCCCGGUUGCGCCUGGUGUCUCUGAACAUGAAUUUCUGUGAUUUGGGGAAUUUCUGGCUGCUGAUUAAUUACACCGACCCGGCGGGGCAGUUACAGUGGUUGGUGGAGGUGUUACAGGAGGCCGAAGAAAAGGGAGAGAAGGUCCAUAUCAUUGGCCACAUCCCCCCCGGGCUCUGCCUCAAAAGCUGGAGCUGGAAUUAUUAUCGGAUUGUGAACAGGUAUGAGAGCACCAUUGCUGCACAGUUUUUCGGACACACCCAUUUGGAUGAAUUUGAGAUGUUUUAUGAUGAGGAGACUCUGACGCGCCCCGUGUCUGUGGCGUUCAUUUCUCCCAGCGUUACUACCUUCAUAAACCUGAACCCAGGCUACCGCGUGUACCAGAUAGACGGCGAGUACCCAGAGAGCUCCCACAUGGUGUUGGACCACGAGACCUACAUACUGAACCUGACGGAGGCCAAUGCCCGGCCGGGCCAGGACCCCCGCUGGACCCUACUAUACCGCGCCCUCGAGACCUACGGAAUGAAAUCGGCAUUUCCAGCCGACUGGGAGCUGCUUACUCGCCGGUUCCUGCAGGAUGAGAGGUUGUUUCAGACCUUCUGGUACCUGCACCACAAGGGCCACGUGGACGAGGUGUGCCAGGAGAACUGUAAGACUACGCUGCUGUGCGCCCUCCGCUCCGGCAGGUCCUCGGACCCUGAGCUGUGUAAGGACCUGCUCCUCCCUGGGAAGCCCCUCUGGGAAAGGAAACAGUUUUGCUAAUGAACAGGAAGGAGUUUUGCCAUACUGCUCUGGGCCCCCCAGCCCUUACACUUGGGCCCCCCAGCCCUUACACUUGGGCCCCCCAGCCCUUACACUUGGGCCCCAAGCUCAGUCCUGGACCAGUGGGCACCCCCAGAACCUUUCAUCCUUGGAUCAGUUUGCUUGCUAACCUUCUAACCACUAACAGAUUCUGAUGGAGCUUAUUGGUCCCGAGAAGGUCUAAUAUCUCUCGGGGUUCCCUGUCCCUAAUGGAGCUCAUUGGCCCUCAGGGAGUCUAAUAUCUCUCGGGGUUCCCUGUCCCUAAUGGAGCUCAUUGGCCCUUAGAAGGUCUAAUCCCUUUGGGGUUCCCUGUCCCUAAUGGAGCUCAUUGGCCCUCAGGGAGUCUAAUAUCUCUCGGGGUUCCCUGUCCCUAAUGGAGCUCAUUGGCCCUGAGGGAGUCUAAUAUCUCUCGGGGUUCCCUGUUUCUGAUGGAGCUCAUUGGCCCUGAGGGAGUCUAAUAUCUCUCGGGGUUCCUGAUGGAGCUCAUUGGCCCUGAGGGAGUCUAAUAUCUCUCGGGGUUCCCUGUCCCUAAUGGAGCUCAUUGGCCCUGAGGGAGUCUAAUAUCUCUCGGGGUUCCCUGUCCCUAAUGGAGCUCAUUGGCCCUGAGGGAGUCUAAUAUCUCUCGGGGUUCCUGAUGGAGCUCAUUGGCCCUGAGGGAGUCUAAUAUCUCUCGGGGUUCCCUGUCCCUAAUGGAGCUCAUUGGCCCUGAGGGAGUCUAAUAUCUCUCGGGGUUCCUGAUGGAGCUCAUUGGCCCUGAGGGAGUCUAAUAUCUCUCGGGGUUCCCUGUCCCUAAUGGAGCUCAUUGGCCCUGAGGGAGUCUAAUAUCUCUCGGGGUUCCCUGUUUCUGAUGGAGCUCAUUGGCCCUGAGGGAGUCCAAUAUCUCUCGGGGUUCCUGAUGGAGCUCAUUGGCCCUGAGGGAGUCUAAUAUCUCUCGGGGUUCCCUGUCCCUAAUGGAGCUCAUUGGCCCUGAGGGAGUCUAAUAUCUCUCGGGGUUCCUGAUGGAGCGUAUUUGCCCCGAGGGGGCCUAAUAUCUGUUUCCCAUAAGCAAAGUGCCAAACAACCCCACCAUGUUACUAAUAUUGGCUGGGCUCAAGAUCCCAUCCACAUGCCUGUCUGCUCUGGGCCUCAAAGCUUGCACUCUAAUUACACACCCAUUGUACAGUCCUACGUGCUGUAGGCGGUGCCUUGGCCCAAUCCCAGUAUUAAUGGCCCCGUUACUUCACGGGGAGGAGCCUCUCGUGGGUUAAUAUAAUAUAUAUAUAUACAGAGAGUGAAUUACAGAUUAAUUUAGACAUUUCUUGCUUUUUUGCACAAAUGAAACUGGAAGAUUUUAGAGCAUUUUAUUGGCCGUUUCUGUUGUUUUUAUGUUGGGAGGUUUCCUCCCUCGGCCCAAUAAAACAUGGAGUUUUCCUGUG
Molecule: messenger RNA, 3585 nt
Organism: Xenopus tropicalis (tropical clawed frog)
Lineage: Eukaryota; Metazoa; Chordata; Amphibia; Anura; Pipidae
Gene: smpd1
Product: sphingomyelin phosphodiesterase 1
Exons: 6
Coding region: 383-2131 (582 amino acids)
Biological process (GO): ceramide biosynthetic process; sphingomyelin catabolic process
Cellular component (GO): extracellular region; lipid droplet; lysosome
Molecular function (GO): phosphatidylcholine phospholipase C activity; hydrolase activity; sphingomyelin phosphodiesterase activity
Source: RefSeq, a predicted model, not a curated record